GAUGAUUUCUUGACCGAACCUAGAUCAAUGAGCCAAAUCGUUCGAAACAACAAACGCACUCUUACUCAAUGUAAUGGGACUGUUCGACUCGUAUGUCUGGGCUGACAGGUACAACGCGAUCUUGGGUGACAGACGCGGCAAUUUCUGGCUUGCUGUUGGUGAACCUUCCUUGGGGCUUGACAGAGAGCGGGUUGGUUGAGGGUGGUGUGCCACGCGCUUGUGAGGAUCCUGCUUGUGAGUCUGUGGAGGAUCUGCUGAAGAAUCCAUCGUUGCCGAACGCCUUGGUUUGUGUGGGCGACCUCGCACGGUGUGCUGUACUGCCUCCGAAAGGACUGCCUCCAGAAUCACUGCGUGCAAAACCGUACGGGUGGUAGCCCGCGCGGGCGGGCGAUGUCUUUAAGGUUGCACAAAACAUCGGGAUUUUGAUGUAGAGUUGGUAAUGGAAAAGGACGAGGUGACAGUUUCGCUUUGCGGUAGGCAAACAGUAGAGCACAGAGACACACGUGACUUCUUUCAC
Molecule: messenger RNA, 517 nt
Organism: Boeremia exigua
Lineage: Eukaryota; Fungi; Ascomycota; Dothideomycetes; Pleosporales; Didymellaceae
Exons: 1
Coding region: 93-374 (93 amino acids)
Source: RefSeq, a predicted model, not a curated record